Messenger RNA from Eublepharis macularius, 2996 nucleotides. It is a transcript of the gene CTPS1, whose product is annotated as CTP synthase 1. Gene Ontology annotation, molecular function: identical protein binding; CTP synthase activity. The transcript has 19 exons. The record is from RefSeq and is a predicted model, not a curated record. The coding region runs from base 190 to 1965 and encodes 591 amino acids. Gene Ontology annotation, biological process: CTP biosynthetic process; pyrimidine nucleobase biosynthetic process. Lineage: Eukaryota; Metazoa; Chordata; Lepidosauria; Squamata; Eublepharidae. Gene Ontology annotation, cellular component: cytoplasm; cytoophidium.
AAAGUAGCAGUGAUUCCUUUUGUAAAUUUAAACUUGCCAUGUGGACUCCUGACUAGAACCUGAUGAAGAUCAAGUAGAAGAAUCAAGUUUAAAAUAAGUUUCAUUUGACAAAAUUUGCACAGAUGUUUCAAUAGAAACCUGCAGCUAACAGGGAGUUUCUUGUGCGCUACUGACAAUUUAGAAAAACAAAUGAAAUACAUCUUGGUAACAGGUGGUGUCAUCUCUGGGAUUGGGAAAGGGAUCAUUGCUAGCAGCGUUGGAACGAUUCUCAAAUCAUGUGGCUUGCAUGUCACGUCCAUUAAAAUUGACCCGUACAUUAACAUUGAUGCAGGGACCUUCUCUCCUUAUGAGCAUGGUGAAGUGUUUGUGUUGGAUGAUGGUGGGGAAGUGGAUCUGGACCUGGGGAACUAUGAACGCUUUCUUGAUAUCCGUCUCACCAAGGACAAUAAUCUGACGACAGGGAAAAUCUAUCAGUCUGUCAUCAACAAAGAAAGGAAAGGAGAUUAUCUAGGCAAAACUGUUCAAGUUGUGCCCCACAUUACAGAUGCUAUCCAGGAGUGGGUAAUGAGGCAGGCUCGAAUCCCGGUAGAUGAAGAUGGUAUAGAGCCUCAAGUCUGUGUGAUCGAGCUUGGAGGAACAGUAGGAGACAUCGAAAGCAUGCCCUUCAUUGAGGCAUUCCGCCAGUUUCAGUUCAAAGUCAAGCGAGAGAACUUCUGUAAUAUUCAUGUCAGUCUGGUACCCCAGCCAAGUUCUACCGGAGAACAGAAGACGAAACCCACCCAGAAUAGUGUUCGUGAACUCCGGGGCCUUGGUCUUUCACCGGAUCUGAUUGUGUGCCGGUGCUCCACUCCUCUGGACACCUCAGUGAAAGAGAAGAUUUCCAUGUUUUGUCAUGUAGAACCAGAACAGGUCAUUUGUGUCCAUGAUGUAUCUUCCAUUUAUCGAGUGCCUCUGUUGCUAGAGGAGCAAGGGGUGGUUGAUUACUUUCGACACAGACUUGACCUUCCUAUUGAGAAGCAGCCUAGGAGAAUGCUGAUGAAAUGGAAGGAGAUGGCAGAUCGAUAUGAUCGUUUAUUGGAAACCUGUUCUAUUGCUCUUGUUGGCAAAUAUACCAAGUUCUCAGAUUCUUACGCCUCUGUCAUUAAAGCUUUGGAACAUUCUGCCCUGGCUAUGAAUCACAAGCUUGAGAUCAAGUACAUUGAUUCUGCUGACUUGGAACCCGCUACGCUGCAAGAGGAGCCAGUUCGAUACCAUGAGGCCUGGCAGAAACUUUGCAGUGCUGACGGAGUUCUGGUUCCAGGUGGGUUUGGUGUUCGAGGGACAGAAGGGAAGAUACAAGCUAUUUCUUGGGCAAGAAAACAGAAAAAGCCAUUCUUGGGGGUGUGUUUGGGAAUGCAGUUAGCAGUUGUGGAGUUUGCACGCAACAUCCUGGGUUGGCAAGAUGCCAAUUCUACAGAAUUUGACCCCAAGACUCCGCAUCCAGUGGUAAUAGACAUGCCGGAACAUAAUCCUGGUCAAAUGGGUGGAACAAUGAGGCUUGGCAAAAGGAGAACUGUCUUCCAGACAAAGAAUUCAGUCAUGAGGAAACUGUAUGGCGACGCUGACUAUUUGGAAGAGAGGCACAGGCACAGAUUUGAGGUAAAUCCAGAGUUGAAAAACGCUUUUGAAGAGAAAGGCAUGAAGUUUGUAGGCCAAGAUGUUGAAGGAGAGCGAAUGGAGGUGGUGGAGCUGGAAGAGCAUCCAUUUUUUGUCGGUGUUCAGUAUCACCCGGAGUUCCUUUCCAGACCUAUCAAGCCGUCCCCCCCGUAUUUUGGUCUCCUCCUGGCUUCUGCAGGAAGGCUCCCGCAUUAUCUACAGAAAGGUUGCAGACUCUCCCCCAGGGAUACGUACAGUGACAGAAGUGGAAGCAGUUCACCAGACUCCGAAAUCACGGAAUUGAAGUUCACGACAGUUAAUCAUGAGUAAUUGCUGGGUACACCGUGCAAGCCGAAGACCCAUUUAUUGUGGACACUGCAGGCAAUCUCUCAGCAAUAGCUGGGAUCCACUCGCUCUUUGGAGUUCCUUAAAUCAUGUCAUCACAGUUUAAUUUUGAGGAAUCAUGUCACGCUUUUGUUCUUUUAAUCUAUUAAUCUAUAUUCUUUUUCAUGUCUGGUUAAGUCUCAGAAGCUGACGCUGGUGCCUAGCGUCGCUCACAUGCUUUGUGACUUUUGAAACGAGAACUUCAGGGAUCUUGGAUUUCUGAAGAGGCUUGAGUUUUGCCAAGAAGAGAGCUUUGCAUUUUCUGUUCACUUCUGUUGUAGGAGGCUUUAAAUAAGAUGUUCCCUUCUUUUAGGGAAUGCUGGAUGAGAAGCUACACUUAAUCCUGGCAUGUAUUUUAAAAUAAAGCGGUGGAUUUGGUGCUUCAUCGCUACCCUUUUUGUUCCAGGCGUCCUACUUCCUGCUUAGGAAACCUUGGGACCAUGGCUUCUAAACGCAUCGUGUAACAAUGCAAUUACUGUAUUGAAAGAUGUGUCAAUGCCCCCUAUUUUAGAAAUUUAAGUGAAGUCCCGACCCCCCCCCUUUUAAAGUCCUUCCUGGAACUGAGAGGUCUCCUUGCAUCAAGGGGGCUGUAUAUGCAAGGAAGUGACUUUAACAGAAGAUGCCUUUGAGACUCUCAUUGAGGGAUCUGCCUUGGACAGGAAGGUCCGAGGUCCUUAUUUUCGUAAGGGAGGCCCUCCUGUUUCUUCCCCUGUUUGCCAGGGUCCUAUAGGAUGCCACACAUAUUGCCAGUUUCUGCAGGGGGUGUUCAGCAAUGCGUAUUUCAGUAUUUGCUCCAUCCCUUAGCAGAGGAAAGGAAAAGGGGUGGAAGCUUCUAGAAACAAGUGUUUGUAAUCUCGCCUUUUGCCAAUGUAGCUUGUAAACUGUUACCACUAAAUUAUUGGGGACUUCGUUUGCUAUAGAAAAUGUACCAUAUGUCCAUACUGUUUUCAGUUCAUUAAAAUUUCAGGAAAACGGUU